Argiope bruennichi is the source of this 2133-nucleotide messenger RNA. Its product is annotated as nuclear cap-binding protein subunit 3-like. Gene Ontology annotation, molecular function: mRNA binding; RNA 7-methylguanosine cap binding. The record is from RefSeq and is a predicted model, not a curated record. Gene Ontology annotation, cellular component: nucleus; cytosol. NCBI's taxonomy places the organism in Eukaryota, Metazoa, Arthropoda, Arachnida, Araneae, Araneidae. The coding region runs from base 127 to 1854 and encodes 575 amino acids. The transcript has 12 exons.
CUGAAAGCUAGAGACAAGAGAUAGCUAUAAAUUUGCCGUUUAUUUUUUGUGGAUCUUUAUACUAAUUAUUAAACUUGUCAAUACUUUUAACUUUCACAGUUCCAAAGUGACAGUUGUUAUAGAUACAUGAUGGAUCAGAAAUCUAUGGGAAAGCUUCUCCCUAAUCUUGAAAUUACGUUAGGACUUGAUACUGAUUCAGAAAUUUUUACUGAGGAAGGUGAGCUCUAUGAUUCUCUAGAUGAAGAGCUUGAAGAUUUUAUGGAAAAUGAAAAAGAUCAAAAGCAGGUCGAAGUUUAUCGUACAUGGAUGCAGACAUUACAAGAGGUUAAAGUCUAUGAAAAUAAAGCUGGAACUUUCGUCACUGGAGUGGAUCUUGCUUCUGAGGCAUUAAUAAAAAAGUUACAAGAGCGUGCUGAAAGGUUUGGCAUAACAAAAAAGGAUGGACCAAUUACACAAAAGAAAAUUGACGAGUUAUAUAAAAGCUUAGGCAUUGAACCAGAAAAUUUAAACACAUGUAAAUUGAAAAAUAUUCGUUUAGAAGCUCUUCAUAUGCGUGGAGUCGAGGAGAUGAGUACAACUGAUAUUUUUACUUAUUUUGAAGAUUAUUGUCCUGCAUCUGUGGAAUGGAUCAAUGAUAUUUCAUGCAAUGUUAUUUGGUUGGAUGCUGCAAGUACAGCAAGAGCAAUGAUUGGUAUGAGCCGACCUUUGACCUUAAAGAAGAAAGGUACCACAAAGCAAAAAGUAACAGAAUCGGUGGCCAAAGGAGUUGGCCAAUGGAUCGGUGGCCAAAGGGGAGUAAAAAGUCCGGAGGUUGAAUAUAUUAUUGAAAUGUCCGAUUUAGAGGAAGAUGAAUGCAGUGAUAAAAAAGAAUCUGAUGAAACGGUAGUGAAAUCUAUGGAAGUUGAUUCCCUGCCAGAUACUGAGAAACCAGGUAAAUCUGAAACAAAAAAUGAUUCAUCUGAAGUAGUCAAUGUACCAGUGCCACCAGGUUACUGGAGGAUUGGAAUUCGUCAUCCUAAAUCGAAAGCCAUAUUGCUGAGGUUCGCCACAAGAGAUGAUAAAAAACUGCCAGGUGCAGAGAAGAGGAGCCAAUACUAUCAAAAAUAUGGAAAUCCGAAUUAUGGAGGUUUGAAGGGUCUCAUUAGUUCAUCUAGGAAACGCAAGAUGCAGGCUGCUAGGAACAGACAAGUCGUUGAAAAAUUGACUGAAGACAUCACUUCUCAGUCAGAAAACAAUUCUGGUGAAACAAGCAAAAGAACUGUAAUUAAAGCAAGCCGAACUAAAAUGCCAAGAAUGAGAAUGUAUGCAGACGAUGAGGAAGCAAAAAAGAAAAAAAGCGUCCCUGUGCAUUAUGAAGCAGAACGCAAAAGUGUUCAUAGUCGUCUUGGAACAAAAUAUACUAAAGACGACUUGUCUCAACUUGGAAAUAGAUUUUCUAGUGAAAGUGAAGAAGAAGAUGAUAAUAUUUCUAUACAUUGUACCGUGCCAGACCGAUACAAUGUUUGGACAGAUAUUGCUGAAGAAGACCGUAGGCAAGACAUAGCUGAAGAAGACCGUAGGAGACCUCGAGCCAAUUCACCAGACACCGAGUCAUUUGAUCAGAGGAAAUCUCGAAGUCAUGAGAAAAAAGGAGGUAGAUCUUUUGCUCGUAAUCGUAGCUCUCCAGAAUCUGCGGGAGGUUCUAGGCCUUGGAGACCAUCUCGAGAUGAUUCAUCAGAAGAUCUUCGAAGGGCAUUGAGCUCUCGAAGGCAGAGCCCUCUGAACAGGCGUGAGGAAGAUUUGCGUUCUAAAAUCAAGCGAAUUAAGAAAGAUGCUGGGAACAAGCAUCGAUCCCCUAUGUUUAUGGAUGAUUAAAGUUUUCCAGUGUAAAAAUAUCAUCAUACAUUUGCAUUUGUUGGGUAUGGUUUUAUGAUAGCACUUCAUAGUAGGAUUGAAAAAUAAAAUACAUGUCAUCUUUUUAGAACUUGAAACAAAGUCUGCACAUUAUUUUGAUAAGCAAUUAUACGAUGUUUGAAACAUGAUUGUUUCAAACAUCGCAUAUUUCAUUUCUUUUGAUUAAUCAUGUAACCAGUUUGUUGGAGAAUUGUAUAUUGUUGUAUGUUGGCAAUAAAUUUCAUUACUCAUUUGAUAUGA